ACACGUGAAGCUGCCUCUAAGCUUGUUGACCCAUAUUAGCCUGGCUGUGUCAGAGCCAAUGAGAGAGCAGGAGGAGGAAAGGGGGUGUGGCUUAAGCACUCGCUGAUCUUCUUUCAAUGGGCUGGUCUGCUGGGAACAGAGACGGCAGGGAGAGAGCAACAGCGGACCUCUCUGCCACAGGCAAGCGGUCUGACACGCGAGGAGGAUUCAGGAACGGAGAAGGGAGAUGGAGCAGAAGGACCUUUGAGACGUGUCACGGUAUCUUGCUGCGUAUUCACUGCAAAGAGGAGCUUAAAGAUUCAAGCAGAGAUAUCUAGAAAACCUGGGUGUUUUUUUUGCUGUUUGAAGGUGACUUCUUUGCGCUAUUGGAGAUGUCCAUUCCAGGUUGACCGUGUGGCUAAUACAAGACCAGCGCAUUCAGAAGAGUCCAACAACAACAUUUAGUUGUUCAGCUACAGGCAGGGACUCUUAAAUAAGGAGUACAAGGCCCAAACUGCUUGUGUUCCUCGACUGCACCUGAGCAGCCCACCGUGCUGCAGGUGUCAUCCUUCAGGCCGAGCGGAUUCCUGAUGACUGUCCUCACUUUGCAACUGCAGCUGUCCUGAGGAGCCUGUGGCCCUUGAUCCGCCAUGUCCAUUGAGUGAGUCCUUACCUUUGUCUUCCAAAUGCACUGCUCUGCAGCCAUGUCUUUAAGAAAGAUGAGUUCUUUCGUACUGGUGAUGGUCUUAGCGGCCCUGCUGGAUACAGUCACCGGCCAGUCCUCCACACCAGCAUCAACAAAACUUCUAGACAGCAAGAUGGUUACCUUUGAACCGGGAGGUGUUUCCCGGACAACCUCCAGUCCUGAAUGGACUGAUCAGACUGUUGGACAGACAAUGGGUCAGUCCCCCAAAUCAGUACAUCUCUCAACAAGUGGAUCAAUUAAAACAAGGGGCACAAAGCCACCAGCAGAGGUUAUUCACACAAGUUCUCAGGGGACAACAGUGGUUUCAAAUGUUUCCUUGGCUGGCACAAUACCUGAUAAAAGCACACUGAGCUCUACCUCAGCUUCAGAAACAUCACAUCCAUAUGCUGGAGAGAGUAACCAUCAGAGCCCUGCAGUGUCUGCAUCAGAGAAGGAGACACAUUUUCAGUUCACACCCACACCUCUGCCUCCACAGCAGACCACAGUAAGGGCUUCUGACCAGGGGUCAAUCACCAAUUCUGUGGAGAAGUUGGAAAGCAGUGAGCCCCCACCUCUUUUACAAAUGAAAGAACCCACUCAAAGAAAUAUAGUAGGUAGCCAGAGAGAGACUAAUCCCAAUGCCAUCAUCCGAACUCUGCCCCCCUCCUCUGCUACACCAGCACCACCCUAUUCAAUGAUUACAACUGGGGUCAUUUCGGAGGACACCUUAGGGCCUUCAUUUACACCCCAAGCAGCACAAACCCCAGCAGAAGUCACAUCUGCUCUGCAAGGAGCUGACCAAACCAAGGCCUUUCCUUCUCUCUUCAAUGGUGCAGAUGAUCACACCGAGUCCCAGGGUAUAACACUUCCAAAUGCUGGACUGUCAACUCAAAGUCUGGUUCAAAGUUCAGUUGUGCCUGCCGCCAGAGAUAAAAUAAGAACUGGUCACACUAAAAAACCCACUCUGAGCUCUGAUACCUUCCCACCAGAGGGCACUGUCCGAGCAGAGCCAGGAACAAAUGGAACUUUUCCUGAAGCCACAUCAGCCCGCUCCCUCACUUCAUCACUGCCUCAUGUGGUUCUUGCAAUAAAGCCUACUAGAGACAGUGACUUCCUGCAGGUAACUCAAUCAACGGCUGCAUUAAAUCCACAGAUCUACGAGGUACCUACAGAGCCUGGUCUCCAGUCAAUGGUGGAAGAGACAAGUUCUGGUAGCCUCACAUCUUCAUCUUCAGUGCAGUCCGAGGUUACAGAUAGGGUACCUUGGGUGUUCAUUCCUGGCACUGUUCAACCAACUAUUGGCAAAACCUCUGAAGCCACAGCUUUCACAAAGCUUGAUCCCCUGUUGGAGACUUCUACUACGACCCAACCAACAUCUGGUGAACCAGAGGUGACAGGAGAUGUAAGGUUUGCUGAAGCCCACACCGCCACCUACUCUGUUAGACUGGCCACCACUCAGACACAGAAUAUGACAACUGUGACUACACGAGCGGAAGCAGAGGACCGAUGUUCUGAUGGAAAAUUGUGCACCACUGUCCCUCCUGCUGUCAGGAAGAAGCUGAGCACAGAGAUGUUACACACCACAAUGGAGGUGUCUACUCCCCAGACAGUGAGGAAAGGGCUGCAGAAGACACUGGGGACAACAGGGAAGACAACUGGGCACCCCUUUACAGGAAUGUCACAGUCCCCCCGGACUGCAACGGUUUCAAUUGGUAGACCUGUCCUCACUACAACGGCUCCCCGGUCUUGGACAGUUUCAACAACUACCCAGGAGCCAACUCACAGCCUUGAUGCCAAGAUGAUACCUCCACUUGAUCGCCUUGUGCCUGCCGCUUCUACACCACAUGGUAGGGGUCAUCCCUCGGACUGGGACCCUUGCUCUGGUGUUUGCAGCCCCCUGCCAAGUUUCAACAGGACCUCGCUUUCCUGGGAUGACCUGCGGCGCACGCUGGCCUUUGCGUGGGAGAUGCAUGUUUAUGGCACUGCGUCUCUGUUUUUGCUCCUCUCACUGUGGUCACUGAUCAACCUCAUCGGGAUGCCCAUUGUGGGGUACCCUAGGUGCACAUGCCUGUGUCUGACCAGUGCACUUUUAUUAAUCACUGGAGGCUGUCGUGCUGGAUAUUUCCUAACAGAUCCUUAUGGCUCCAAAGAGGUUCUCCAUCGUCCUGCUCAGGUGGGGCUCUAUAACCUGGCCUUUCCUCUGCUCCUUUCUGCUUUUGGAACCCUGUGCUUGCUAGCAUUCAGAAUGGCUCGACUGCACGUGUUACCGGCCAGUCUGCAGCGCCUCCCAGUGGUGGCAGCUGUGGCUGUGCUUCACACUACACUGCUGUUAGCAGCAGAUCUUCUCUUUCUGGCAUUUAACCCUUCAGUUCAAGUUGUUCUGCAGGUACUCUCAGUGUCUUGGGGGACUUUCCUCAACGCCGGCUACCUAUACUCCUAUCCAAGGCUGAGGAGACAAACCAGCCCUUCUCUAGAAGAUGGCUUGCGGGAAGGUGGAUCUUCAGAUGCUCUAGGUUAUAUCCUCGAGAGCUCACAAAGGAGGCAGCUGCUCGUUCUGUCCCGAGUCUUAACAAUCUGUGCCAUUCUGGGCCUUCUCUGCUGUGGCCUGCAGGUUUAUGCAAUUCUGUGGCUAUAUGAUAUCUUGGGCGACUGGCGUCAUUUUACUUGGUCAUGGUGGCUUGUUCAGUUCUGGUAUCGCCUCCUGGAACUGGCAUGGGGCUUCUCGAUGCUUGUGGUGGCAACUUGGGUCUACUGGCGCCAAGGGGAUAAUAGAGGAACAUCAGGGAGUCAUACGUGUUGGGUCAAAAUUGUGCAAAGCCUGUGCAGCCGCAAACAGCAGGGCAGAAAGUAUGAAAGCAGCAACCAGUCGAACGGGGCGGGAAAUGGAACUCUGGACCUACCAAACAAUAGGACCAAUCAAGACCGGACAGGAGUAGAUAUCAGUAAGAAUCUGAUCCGCAACCACCCUGAGAAUGUUCCUCUGAGGACCCUGAAAGAAAACAAUGAAAGCAAAGCCCGGCUUGCCCUCUAUGCGCCGCAGGGGGGUGGCUCCACCAAUUCUCUGUUGUUGCUGAAGCAAAGCGGAAUCAUUGUGGGAAAGAGUCACAACUUGGCCAUGUUGCGGCGCUCACACAGCACUGUGUGUUUUGAGAAGGAAUCUGUCCUUUCCUUGGCCGACUUCGAUCUGCGACCCCCAUCCCCUAUCGACCUGAGCCGCAGCAUAGAUGAAGCCUUGUAUAAAGAGCACCUUGUCAAGGACAGUAUCUUUAGCCAAUCUGGAUUCCUGACACACCACCUUGAUGCUGACAAUUCAGAAUCUUCCUUUCAAGAACUGUGUCCCACUCAGAAUGAUGGAAUAUCCCAAGGUGUCUACAGGCGGAGGAGCAGCGAUCCCAAUUAUCUCUACAGCCUCACCAAGUGCAGCUCACUGGCAGAGCUCAACACAGCUUGUGGACAAGAGGAGAAGACUUCCCGCCCAACAAAUGGCGGUGUUGCUGGCGAUGCAGUAGAGGACAGAGAUAAAAGCCUGAGCUACAAAACAUCACCACCAGUGGUUAUUGGAAACUCACCGGCUUCACCUAGCAAGAUGUCACCAGUUGCCAAAGGGAAAUCCCCAACUUCAGGCCAUGACGUUUCAGGGCAAAGUUCAAGCAGACUGGGGACAGAGCCUUCUGAGUACUCAUUAAACAGCAGCUUUUCAGGCUUGUCUGUUCCCAUCAGCUUUCCUCAGCUCAGAGGCCAGGGGCUCUCGCCCACAGAGACAGAAGCCGACUUGAGUGAGCCUUUCCUGCGUGAGGACUGCCUGUAGGACAGAGAAGAGUUGUGUGACCCUGAUUCAGAAGCAAGGCAAAGUUUCUUAGAAAUAAGCCGGCAGAUUGAUUCAGUGAGCAUUAUCAGUGACACCAUUGACCUGUGAAUUCCUUGCCAGUGGUGGCCAUACAGUGACUGCCUGAUAAGUUGCCAUCAAUACUUUAUACAAAAUGUUAGUAAGAUGCCAGCUUAUUUCUCUGACAAUCACAGAUGUCCAACACCAUGGACCAAUGGGCAGCUAGGAAGCAUUACACAGAAGGCUUCAGAAUGCAUGGAGGUCCACCCCAGGUUCUGUCAGUGUCUCAGAAGAAGUCAGAGGGCCGAGUUACACCAGGUCGGCCCAUUGCACAUUCCAAGUCUCUUGAUCAUGACUGUUAAAGUCAGUGUGUUUGUUUUUUUUUUGAGUUCCAGUGGAAAACAACAGGGUAUCAUUGUACCUGUCAUCUUGUCAGCUCCUCUUUAUUGAAACUUGAAGGAUUAAAAUACACUCAAAAAAUACCAGCUGUGAUUGAAGGAAUAAACAGAAACAUAAACACAGCCGUCAUAAAAGUGGACGCAGCUCAUUAAGAUAUAAAGAGUCCAAUAUCCUAAAGGCGUCAAGGGAAAGAGUGGACUUUGAAAAUGUCAAAUAUACUGUUAAGGUGUCAAUUGGAAUAAAGAUCAGAAACAAAGGUACCCAAAAAGUAUAGGAAUAAAGCAGUGGACCACCCAGGAAACAUCAAAUAUGAAUGCAUAAAUAUGUGGGCAACCGUGUACAGCUGGUUUGGAGAACAGAACACUUGCAGUUUUAUUUUACUUACAUUGUUGCAUCGUAAACCAUAAUGCAUUGCAAUUGCUGUCCUUUGGGUGUUUCUCAGCAGUCUCUUGAAGUGAAUCUCGAUUUCCGUUUCCAGUGCAGUUGCUUAGACCUUGCUGUCCUUUUCAUUAUUACACUGCUGCUACGCUGAGGUACAACUGUAAGAACUGAAAGACAUCAUAUAAUUGAGAUGAGCUACUGUUCAUCAGGCCAUACAGGGGUAAUGCAACGGGAAAAACCAUUAUCUUUCUGGCGGCUCUUCACAGACUUCUUUGGGAGACUGGAAGUCACAUAUGAGGACUGUCAGUGGUUGUGCAAUACAGAUUUCACUGAUAAUUCCACUUGGGUCUUUUUUUCGUAAGUCAUUUAUCCAAAGGAACAAGCUGAAGCCACCAAGGGAGUGCAAGUGCGAUUCACCUACUGAGGUGAUGGUUCUGCACUGCCUCAAGUUGUUUUAAGGCCUUGAGCAGCUCUACUAUAGCUCUAAACCUAACGUUGUGUGGCUUGGGUAAGUAGUAUUGUAAAAAUGAAAUUGGAGAAGAGCUACAAAUUCGGAAGUAGCCUCACAAAACUAUUAAGUCACUGUGUGCCCAAGUCUGAAAGCCCUCGACCUGAUCUUGCUAUAUAGCCAUUGCUCCUAAACAUUUAACCAGUGCAGCAACCAUUCAGCUAUAAACCUACAGAUUGUGUGGUUCUAAUGUUCUUUUCUGCGUAAUCACAAUUCCUGAAAUUAUUGGUCUGUAUUACAAUCACCGCCUGUUUAGAAAGAGACUUGCCUGCUUGUUUUUAACUAAAUGAACUAAUGACUAGAUCAUUGAUUUAUUCUGAGUCUGUAAGCUUUGAGCCCAAUGGACACUUAGUUCUGAAUGAAUCCUUUUCAGUUUUGUUCCAUGACAGCUGCAUAUCAAAAGCAGUCUAUGGGUUUGAGUUGCAAUUACCAGUUCACCAGACUCUGGAGGAGAAUGCUGUUUCUUCACUGAUUAAGGGCAAAGUUGAGUUCAAAUACCCAUUAGAUGGAGAUUUACAUACAUUUUUAAUACCAUAUAUACUCGCGGAUAAGUUCUCCCACGUAUAAGUCAGGACUUGAUUUUACCGUAUAAUAUUUGGUAUUUUAUAAUGCUACCACUGUGUCAGGAAGGGCAUCCGGUGUAAAAUUUUGCCAAAUCAAUAUGCGGACAACAAUUUUGGAUGAUCUGCUGUGGCAACCCCUAACGGGAGCAGCUGAAAGAAGAAGAAGGAGGCACUAAUUGCGCAUUCCAAAAAACCACUUCAACUGACUUUUCUAGAUCUUCCUUAUUGCUGAGCUCCUUGACCUAUCACGGUGAAGGGUCAGUUGUAUAAGUCGAAUGUGGGAAACUCACGCUAUUGGUUCAAGAGAUUAUGCUAUGCUAACGCCCACCUGAGAGAGUAACCACGGAGCACACUGCCCGUUUUUUCUAUGUGUUGUACCUAUGUGACCACACGGUAAUACCCAAACUAUUCCAAAGCGACAUUUGCACUAUUUUGUGUUUUUUGUAUCUCACACCUUCAUACACCUUUAUCGUAAGAGCUGGCUUUAAAUUAAAAGUCGUUGGAGUGGUGAAAGAAAUUGGGGACUGCGCUGCUGCAACAAAAUUCGAUGUGUCUGAGAAACUGGUGCGAGUUUGAAGGAGGAAAGAAGAUGUAAAAAAAUGUACGUGUAGUUUGGAACGGGCGUAUAAGUCGGGGUCUGAUUUUAUGAUUGAUUUUUCGGGUUUCAAGAACCGACUUAUAUGCGAGUAUAUAUAGUAUAUCUCAGGUGUAGGAUAUAUCCAAAAAAUCAAACUGUAUGUUAGUGAAUUAAAAAACAGUGUGUUCACUAGAACAAAUCUUCAGACUGUGGCUUUCAGUCAGUGUUGAUAGUGGCGAUCAAGUGAAUAACAAGUACUUUCCAUUAUAACUGCUGAAGUAAACGUGUUAGAUGCAUUUGGCAUUUUGGGUAAAUUUUGUAGGCAAUUCUAUUGGUCAGUUUAUAGUGGCUUUUCUUUGGGUACACCGCUUUCCUUUGAGAAGCGCACAGCUUCAGCUGACGGUGACUGCAUUGGCACAGUAUGCCCAAGUCUGGAUGAGUGUCUGCUGUGACACCCUGGUAUCCUUUGCACUGGAUGACACCUUCUUUGUACCUGAUGAUGCUGCCAGAACAAGAGAGUUUGGAUAACUGAUAGAUGGAUAAUCAGAAAGUUGUAGUAAAUAGUUGGCAUUAAAUUAAAUCCAUAAUACUGAGCACAACCAAACAAAUUCUUGAUGUUAAUAGUUGUGUACUGUUGGUGGUUCAAAAUUUUGAGAAUGUAUAGCAAUAAAAGUCUUUUCUUUAUGAAAGUUGAUGAUGGAUAUGGCUUUGAAGUAAUGAUAUUUCCCAGUGGUGUUUAAAAUCGAGACUGCGUGCCAUUUUUGUUUUUGGCAUUUUAGCAAAAUCCAAACUAGGACAUUUGUUUAUCCUACAGGAUAAUUUGAACAUUUUAUUAGUGCCAGAAAGGAAAUAGAAUAGAAAUUCUAAAAAUCAACUGGACUGCCGCCCAAACUAAAAUGUAUGGCGAGGAUUGUAACAAGUUUCUAAUCCUUUUUCUAAAGUGAGUGUCACGGUACAGUAUGUCUUUUCAAGAUACCUUGUCAAAUGGUUUGACUAGAUUUAACACUGAAUGCUUUCAUUGUGUAGUUGUGUAAGGAUAGUUGCAGAUAUGGCUGAAUACAUACUAGGGCCAUACUCCCCUUCAGACCGUUGUCAGUGUUGUACUCGGACUUUUACUGUGCGUUUUCUUGAGCUGGCAGGUGGUAACAAUAGAUAAGGAAAAGAUCUUCCAGCUCUUUCUGUUUACAGCUAGAACAAUCAGUAGAAAUUAUAUUUUUGUAUAACAAAGUAAUAUGCAAUUUUAGAAAAGAAAAAAAUCAAUGACAUGCACUAUAUGAGUAAUCUUACUGUGGAUUUUUGGCGAGGAGAAGAUAAGCAACAAUUUGACAGACCACUUCUGGAUCUUUGCCUUUUCAAACAUUUCUUGGCUGUGAUAUUAAUUUCUUAAUGCAGCACUAAUGACUCCACGUGCUGCCACAUCGUCGUGCAGGGGAUGUGUGUGUGUGUGUGGCACAUAUUAGCUCCAAAAAGCAGUGCAGGCUUUCCUCUGUGCUGUGCACGCUGCAUGAUGACAGGAGUUUACACUUGUUUUGUCGAGUUUUCUUUUGGGUACUGUUCACUUCCCUUCCAGUGAAGUUUCGUGACUCUUCUUGUGUUUAUGCAAAGCGCUUCACUCGUUUUGUAACUGACAGCAUUACUUUUAUCUGUAAGUGAAAGCUAGGUUCACCAAAAAGAUUACAGUUAAAGAAGCUGGUGCCAAAAGCCUGGCAUAGCUCGAGAAAAUUGGUAACGGUUGGUCUGCAGCUUUCCUUCCUAAGCAAGCCAGCUUCACCUUCUUUGUUAGAGUGUUCAAGACCACAGAGAGGAUGUGUGCCGGGUGCCCAGGACAAUUGGACAAGCAGGAAUGGGUGCGGCGAGGAGGUGUUGUGAAGUCUGUCAUAGGUGUAUUCUUUUAUUGAAACCCAAAUUGGUUCUUUGUCCCAGAGUGUGUGGUAGUGUUAGGAGGCGCUGCUGUGGAAUCUGCUCAGCCAUGAUUUCAAUGGAUUCAUUAUUGUGCCAUCUACCCUGAAGAGAGCUCGAGAGGCAGUUAUAUAGUCUGGCUGAAGUGGAGUGGGAAUGGAAAUUGGGUGGGACUGUGGCACAAUGGAUUUGCUUUAAAGAACAAUGGGCCUGAUUCAUGAACUUGCACGGAUGUGACCUUUGUGGAGUUUGCAUCCCAGAGGCACACCAGUUGGUCUGGUUCACCUGGCAUUAGCAAGUGCGUUUUUAUAAUUGUUCCUUGCUGUGGAUUGGCAUCCCUUUUAAGCUGGUUUCUGGCACGUUGUUGCCCUCCCUGUGCACCCCCCCCCAUCUCGUAUUACAAAAGUGAAAAUGAAUGGACAACAGCUAACACCUUCAGUCUUGUGACUUGUCCAUUGACAACACAAAUGUCAAAACUUCCAAAUAAUUCUAACUUAACAUAAAAUUCUCAAACCCUAUUUAAUCCAGUUUGGGUUUAUCCCAGCAGCACUGAGGCCUGGUUUUGGUCAUAGGACCCACUCGUAAACUCGCUGAUUGCAUUCUAGCCAGCACAUCUCUAAAGACCGGAGAGAAGGGCCCAUGCAGAUACGAGGGAUGAAUGUGCAAACUCCACACAAACAACCAGCAGGACUCUGGAUCCAUGAUGUAGCUCAGCUAACCAGUGCGCCACCAAACCACCACAUCCAUGAAAAAAUUCUUGGCAAUAAAAUUUAACGUUUAGGAUAACAGGUGUGGAAAGAUCUGGAAAGUGUAACAUUACACGUGAUCGAUGUGAAAGUUCACUGCCUCAGAGUUCCGGGUCCAAAGUUGUUGUGAGUAAAUGAUGAAACGUUGAGAACAAGGGCACAAAGAAGGUAGAGAAGAUGGAAUAUUGCAGUAUUGGAGUCUGAAGUAGUGGAAUAUGUUAAGUUGUGAAGGUCUGAGUACGGUGACCUGUUCAGGCAGAGCUUAUAAACCAUUCUGUCUAAGGGACUUUAAAUUCUAGAGUUCUGAAUAAUGUAAAUUGUAUUUCCAUACAACUAAUUUCUAUAGCGAACACUAGCCAGUGGUAAGUUGUAACUUUAAUUAAAUUGACUACAAUGUAUGCUUUGUCCAAUUUGGUGCACUACUAAAUAAUUCAUUAUUUUGGAAGCCUUAAGAAAUUAAUAUAAUUAAAAAAUGUUGCGUGUAGAUAUGGGUGUAACACUCAUUUUUGAUCCUGAGAUAGUUACUUAUGGGCAUCAAAGUGGCAGGAUUAGCCCUUCUGCCUCACUGACCCAGUUCUGGGCUUGAAUCCCGUGCCCGUGUAGAGUCUGCAUGUUCUUCUAGUGCCUUUGUGGGUCUUUAUAUGUGAGUGUGUAUCAGUGUGCCCAAUGAUGGGCAGAUGCCUCUUUAACGGCUGGUUCCCCUUUUUAAGCUUCCCACAACCCUGAACCGGCUAUUCAGGUUACAAAAAGGAUGAACGGUUGGAUACGACAUGCUUAACGUUUUUGUUUGACUGGUGCGAUCAUCCUCCUCAGCACAAAUCUAAUGGCUAUGGUUUUCCUUUUUUUUAAAAAGAACGGAAAUAAAAAUCAUGGAGAUUCAACCACGUUUUGGUUUUGAGUCUACAAAGAGUCUUGUCUCCAUUCUAACACACACCUGCCUAAGCAUGAAACUCGUGUAUCUGGUGGCCAUAUCCUAGAAACCAAAAACCUAAGAUCUAAUUAGUCCUGGCUAUAAAUUAAAAGAUUACUUGCCCACAAGUGUUAACACUUUUGUGGUCAUAAAUUAAUGUUGUUUUGUGCCCAUGUAGUUAUGGAAUGUGGCAUAAGAUACAUAUCGGUGGCCUAGAUGAAUAUUUUUGUCUUCAUAACCUCAUGUGGCUGAAGUGAACAAACUUGCUCCUGAAAUGCACAAUGGGUAAUCUAUCGAUCAAAGCGGGAUUAUUCCUGUAUACGAAGGCUUUGGUUAAGCAGCUUUUCUGUAGUAUAGUCUUUGGUUUGGACUGCCGUCAGAUAAUUUGCACAUUCUGUUCAUUCACUUCAGUCUCUGUCAAACCCCACCUUUCUAAAUGAUUCUUAUAAAGCUGUACAUUUCUGAUUAACAGACAUCGGAGUGAGAGAUAAGCUUAUUAUUUAGUACUUGUCAUUCACGCCAGUGUUCACCUCUCACAAGGGCCCUUUGGAUUUUAGCAGAUUGUGACACUGACCACAGUUCUGCUACAAGCUGUGCGGUGAUGUCAAAACUGUGCAAAUUGUUACUAAAUGUUCUGAAGGCUGAAUGGUUACUCUGCCAGUCCCUUAGAAAUACAGGCUCCAAUGAAUACCUGUACUCACUGAAGCCCUCCAAAGUGGAGUCUGCCCACCCCUAAUAUGUAACGAUGCCCUCCAAAGUGGAGUUUGCCUACCCCUAAACUGUAACGAUGCCCUUCAAUUGGAGUCUGCCCACCCGUAACAUGUAACGAUGCUCUAAAUAGUCCAGACCUUUAGAACGUAGGGUUUAAUGGGCAAGCAAGUUAAACAAAAAACUCCAGCGUGAUUUAUGUGGCACAGCAUUGCUAUCAGAGUCAAACAAUUUCUACUUUAACCGACCCAAAAUACUUAAGCAGCUUCUGGAUAAUGAGAGCGAAAGCUGUAAACAUGAGCAGUACACCAAGGAUAAGUACACUGAAAACCUCUGCCAAAAGGCACGUGUGAUUGUUGAAGGUUUGAACUAGUAAGGACUUUCACUGUACAAAAACAACAAAAAUUAUGGACCCUGGAGUGGCAUGGAACAUCGUCAAAGAUGGACUGAUGUAUCACAUGCUCUGAAAGUGGGCGCCCUGGUGAUGCACUGGUUGUCACUGUUGCCACACAGCUUUAGGUUCAAAUCCUGCCCAAGCCCUGUUUGUGUGGAGGAUGAACAAUCAUGCUGCAUCUAUGUAGGCUUUUCACAAGUUGUAUGUUUCUUCGAAUAUCCCAAAUAUGUGCAGAUUAGGUUGACUGGAGAACUGAAAUUAAGCCAGUGGGUGUGAGCACAACAUUGUCCUGCUGUCCACUGCCAUCCCAUCUACAGUUCUGGUUUAAUUUUAUUUUAUUUUUUUUUAUUUCUUAUGCCCACUGCUGUCAGGAUAGGCACUGACUUCUGUGACAAAACCUGUAAUGCGAUAACAGAGUCCAGGAAAGGGCUCGAUGGAUGAACACCACUUCUGAUAAAUGGACAUGUACUGAGCGUUGCAAAGUCUCAAAUGAAAAAU
Messenger RNA from Erpetoichthys calabaricus (reedfish), 12073 nucleotides. RefSeq lists its product as uncharacterized. The coding region runs from base 666 to 4472 and encodes 1268 amino acids. The transcript is spliced from 4 exons. The record is from RefSeq and is a predicted model, not a curated record. NCBI's taxonomy places the organism in Eukaryota, Metazoa, Chordata, Cladistia, Polypteriformes, Polypteridae.